Molecule: messenger RNA, 1209 nt
Organism: Alternaria metachromatica
Lineage: Eukaryota; Fungi; Ascomycota; Dothideomycetes; Pleosporales; Pleosporaceae
Exons: 2
Coding region: 1-1209 (402 amino acids)
Biological process (GO): tRNA wobble base 5-methoxycarbonylmethyl-2-thiouridinylation
Cellular component (GO): elongator holoenzyme complex; cytosol
Molecular function (GO): protein binding; tRNA binding
Source: RefSeq, a predicted model, not a curated record
AUGGACGGACGCAACAUUGCCACGAACACAGUCCAUGAUUCUUCGGCAAUGCGAAACCUCAAGAUUGUAGGAAGAUCGCUUCUGCUCUUCUCUGGAGACGAGCCGCUACCGUUAACGGCGACUGCUUGGGACGCCGCAUCAAAUGCGCUGGUAUGCGCCUUCGGUCCUUCGGAAUCACGUGCGACCAUCGAACUCAAGAGACUGCAUCAUACUCGCAACGGCGUCGAGGAAAAGCUUGAAAGCAUCGCAUCGUGGGAUGCGCCGUGCCCGCUGCCCUCGCUUACCCAUGACUCAAUCUUGAGCCUGCACCAUUUCGCCGACACUUCGACAUCAUGUUUAAUUUUGGCCGGAGGAGACAUCGUGCUCGUGCGAGAGGACCCAUCAUCUACAGAAGAGCUAGUUGAGAUCGUGGGCUCAGUCGAUGCCGGUAUCUCUGCUGCGGCGUGGUCACCAGAUGAAGAACUUCUCGCCAUCACCACACAGGCGGACACUUUGCUAUUGAUGAGCCGGGAUAUCGAAAACAUUGCGAGUAUCAAUCUGACUCCGGAAGAUGUCAACGUCUCCAGUCAUGUCUCGGUUGGCUGGGGAAAGAAAGAGACACAGUUCAAGGGCAAACGAGCCAGAGCACUGCAAGAUCCAACAGUGCCGGAAAGUAUCGACGAGGGUGUACUUAGCCCAUUCGACGAUCGCUCUGUCACGAUAAGCUGGAGAGGUGACGGCGCAUGGUUUGCAGUCAACAAGGUCGAGGAAGAACGCCGUCGCAUGAUCCGUGUCUACUCCCGCGAAGGACAGCUGGACAGUGUGAGCGAGCCCGUGGACGGUCUUGAAGGAGCUCUCAGUUGGCGACCAUCGGGUAAUCUGAUUGCGAGUACCCGUCGCACCGAAGAUAAGAUUGAAGUGGUGUUCUUCGAGCGCAAUGGUCUUCGCCACGGCCAAUUCGAUCUUCGAUUUACCCCGGAAGAGCUAGCAGCCCUCUCGAUUCCGUUAACACUCAAGUGGAAUAGCGACUCCAACGUCUUAGCUGUGUCAUAUCCUGACAAAGUACAACUUUGGACGAUGAGUAACUACCACUACUAUCUCAAACAAGAACUUCGAUUUCCGGACGCUGCUCCUCGAACAGUCAUAUGUAGCUGGCAUGCUGAGCGUCCGCUUGUAGUAGCUUUGUCAACUCCAGGUAAGCUGGCCCUCGUCAACGCGAGGUUAAUAUGA